Lemur catta (Ring-tailed lemur) is the source of this 1770-nucleotide messenger RNA. RefSeq names its product CD3g molecule (gene CD3G). Gene Ontology annotation, molecular function: transmembrane signaling receptor activity. The transcript is spliced from 7 exons. The record is from RefSeq and is a predicted model, not a curated record. Lineage: Eukaryota; Metazoa; Chordata; Mammalia; Primates; Lemuridae. Gene Ontology annotation, cellular component: membrane; alpha-beta T cell receptor complex; external side of plasma membrane. The coding region runs from base 95 to 643 and encodes 182 amino acids. Gene Ontology annotation, biological process: cell surface receptor signaling pathway; positive thymic T cell selection.
AAAGGUGCUGGGCGGAGCCAGUCUAGCUGCCGCACAAGCUGCUGGCUGCUAAGGGCUGCUCAAGGCUUCUGCGGAGGGAAGGACUGAGACUGACAUGGAGCAGGGGAAGGGUCUGGCCGGCCUGAUCCUAGCUGUCAUUCUUCUUCAAGGUACUGUGGCCCAGUCAAAAAAAGAAAACAAUUUGGUAAAGGUGGAUGAAACUCGAGAAGAUGGUUCAGUAGUUCUGACAUGUGACUUGAACGACAAAAAUAUCAAAUGGUUUAAAGAUGGAAAGAUAAUAGCCUCUCUAAAUGGAAGUAAAACUAUAUGGAAUCUGGGAAGUAGUACCAACGACCCUCAAGGGAUAUAUUGGUGUCAAGGAUUAAAGGACACUUCAAAACCACUCCAAGUGUAUUACAGAAUGUGUCAGAACUGCAUUGAGCUCAAUGCAGCCACCGUAUCCGGCUUUGUCUUUGCUGAAAUCAUCAGCAUUUUCUUCCUUGCUGUUGGAGUCUACUUCAUUGCUGGACAAGAGGGAGCUCGCCAGUCAAGAGCUUCAGACAAGCAGACUCUGUUGCCCAAUGACCAGCUCUACCAGCCCCUCAAGGAUAGGGAAGAUGACCAGUACAGCCACCUUCAAGGAAACCAACUGAGGAAGAAAUGAGCUCAGGACUCAGAGCAGGUGUUCGUCUAUCCAGUUUUCAGAAUCAAAGCAAUACAUUUUGGAGAGAUCUUAGCAGAGAGACUUUCAGUUCUAAAUCUAGACUCAAGGUUCCCAGGGGUGACAAAUGGGUAAGAAAGGCCAUCAGAGCAAAUUUGGGUUUUUCUCAAAUAAAAUAAAAAUAAAAACAAAAAAAACAAGUAUGGUGUUUCAGAAGCGCCACCUAUUGGGAAAAAAUGUAAAAGAAAAAUGAGAAGACCAAAUAACCUCUAUUUGAAUAGAAUUUUUUUAUUUUAAUUUUUAUUUAGUUUUUUUAUAGGUCAUAACUCACAUGGCUCAAAUAUACAGUGAAAGAUCUCCCACCACCACCAUCCCCAGCCAUGCAGUUGCCUUCUUCAUAGAUAAACUAAUUUCUUAUAUAUCUUUCUGGAGGUAUUCUAGGCAUAGGUGAGCAAAUUCUCAAGUACAUAUUAUUCUCCCUUCCCCUAUUUUUCACACAAAUGAUAUCAUACCAUACAUCUUGUACUUUUCCCCCUAAUAAAACCUGAAGAUUAUUUCACACCAUAUAAAGAACUCCUUAUUUAUCUAUUGCAUAGAUACACUAGAAUUUAUUUCACCUGUCCUCUACCGAUGGACAUUUAAGUUGGUUCUAAUCUUUUAUUCUUACAACGAUGCUGCAAUAACUAACAUUGUAUAAAUCUCAUUUUAAAAAAUAAUUGCAUUGAAGUAUAAUUUACAUGCCAUAAAAGUCAUCCAUCUUAAGUGAUUCCACCUGUUCUCAGCAAUUUUUAGUAAAUUUGCCUAGUUGUACAACCAUCACCAUGAUCCAGUUUUAGGAUAUUUCCAUCAUAAGCUUAAGAUCCGUCGUGCUACUUGUAGUCACUCCCUGUUCCCACCCUCCAGGUAACCACUAAUCUCUUUUCUGUCUCUUUAGAUUUGCCUUUUCUGGACGUUUCAUAUAAAUUGAAUGACACCAUAUGGCAUCUUUUGUAUCUAGCUUCUCUCACUUAACAUGUUUUCAGUGUUCAUUUAUGGUUGUAGCAUAUAUCAGUAUUUUGUUUCUUUCCAUUGCUGAAUAGUCUAUUGCAUGGGUAUACCACAUUUUGUUUAUCCAUUCACCAAUGAACAUU